This is a messenger RNA of Myripristis murdjan (pinecone soldierfish), 3150 nucleotides long. Its product is annotated as NACHT, LRR and PYD domains-containing protein 12-like. Lineage: Eukaryota; Metazoa; Chordata; Actinopteri; Holocentriformes; Holocentridae. The annotation marks the transcript as partial. The transcript has 9 exons. The record is from RefSeq and is a predicted model, not a curated record. Gene Ontology annotation, molecular function: protein binding.
AACCUGAAGAAGAGGUGUGAGUGUGUGUUUGAGGGGAUUGCUAAAGCAGGAAACCCAACACUUCUGAAUCAGAUCUACACAGAGCUGUACAUCACAGAGGGAGGGAGUGGAGAGCUCAAUGAGGAACAUGAGGUCAGAUGGAUUGAAACAGCAUCCAGGAAACCAGCCAGACCAGAAACACCAAUCACAUGUGAAGACAUCUUUAAACCUUCACCUGGAAGAGGUGGACCAAUCAGGACAGUGAUGACAAAGGGAGUGGCUGGCAUUGGGAAAACAGUCUUAACACAGAAGUUCACUCUGGACUGGGCUGAACACAAAGCCAACCAGCAUGUCCACUUCACAUUUCCAUUCACUUUCAGAGAGCUGAAUCUGCUGAGAGGGAAAAAGUUGAGCUUGGUGGAACUUCUUCAUCACUUCUUCACUGAGACCAAAGAAGCAGGAAUCAGCAGGUUUGAGCAGUUCCAGGUUGUGUUGAUCUUUGACGGUCUGGAUGAGUGUCGACUUCCUCUGGACUUCAACAACAACCAGAUCCUGACUGAUGUUACAGAGUCCACCUCAGUGGACGUUCUGCUGACAAACCUCAUCAAGGGGAAGCUGCUUCCUUUUGCUCGCCUCUGGAUAACCACACGACCCGCAGCAGCCAAUCAGAUCCCUCCUGAGUGCGUUGACAUGGUGACGGAGGUGAGAGGCUUCACUGACCCCCAGAAGGAGGAAUACUUCAGGAAGAGAUUCACAAAUGAGGAGCAGGCCAGCACAAUCAUCUCCCACAUCAAGACGUCACGAAGCCUCCACAUCAUGUGCCACAUCCCAGUCUUCUGCUGGAUCACUGCUACAGUUCUGGAGGACGUGUUGAAAACCAGUGAGGGAGGAGACCUGCCCAAGACCCUGACUGAGAUGUACAUCCACUUCCUGGUGGUUCAGUCCAAAGUGCAGAACGUCAAGUAUCAUGGGAGAGAUGGGACAGAUCCAGUCUGGACUGCAAAGACCAAGGAGAUGAUCCUGUCUCUGGGAAAACUGGCUUUUGAGCAGCUGGAGAAAGGCAACCUGAUCUUCUAUGAAGCAGACCUGGCAGAGUGUGGCAUUGAUAUCAGAGCAGCCUCAGUGUACUCAGGAAUGUUCACCGAGAUCUUUAAAGAGGAGCGUGGGCUGUACCAGGACAAGGUUUUCUGCUUCGUCCAUCUGAGCCUUCAGGAGUUUCUGGCUGCUCUUUAUGUCUUUCUGACAUUCAUCAACUCUGGAGUCAAUCUGCUGUCAGAAGGACAAUCAACCUCCCAACUAAAACUCCUCCAGAGUGCUGUGGACAAGGCCUUACAGAGUCCAAAUGGACACCUGGACUUGUUCCUGCGUUUCCUCCUGGGUCUUUCACUGCCGACCAAUCACACUCUCCUACGAGGCCUGAUGACGCAGACAGGAAGUAGCUCACAGUCCAAUCAGGAAACAGUCAAGUUCAUCAAGGAGAAGAUCAAGGAGAAUGAGUCUCCAGAGAGAAGCAUCAACCUGUUCCACUGUCUGAAUGAGCUGAAUGACCAUUCUCUAGUGGAGGAGAUCCAACAGUACCUGAGAUCAGGACGUCUCUCCAGAGUAAAACUGUCCCCUGCUCAGUGGUCAGCUCUGGGCUUCAUCUUACUGUCAUCAGAAGAAGAUCUGGAGGUGUUUGACCUAAAGAAAUACUCUGCUUCAGAGGAGGUUCUUCUGAGGCUGCUGCCAGUGGUCAAAGCCUCCAAGAAAUCUGUGCUGAGUGGCUGUAAUCUGUCAGAGAGAAGCUGUGCAGCUCUGGCCUCAGUUCUCAGCUCCCAGUCCUCUAGUCUGAGAGAGCUGGACCUGAGUAACAACGAUCUGCAGGAUUCAGGAGUGAAGCGUCUCUCUGCUGGACUGGAGAGUCCACACUGCAGACUGGAGGCUCUCAGGCUGUCAGGCUGUCUGCUCACACAGGAAGGCUGUGCAGCUCUGGCCUCAGCUCUGAGCUCCAACCCCUCCCAUCUGAGAGAGCUGGACCUGAGUACCAACGAUCUGCAGGAUUCAGGAGUGAAGCGUCUCUCUGCUGGACUGGAGAGUCCACACUGCAGACUGGAGGCUCUCAGGCUGUCAGGCUGUCUGCUCACACAGGAAGGCUGUGCUUCUCUGGCCUCAGCUCUGAGCUCCAACCCCUCCCAUCUGAGAGAGCUGGACCUGAGCUACAAUCAUCCAGGAGACUCAGGAGUGAAGCUGCUCUCUGCUGGACUGGAGGAUCCAACCUGGAGACUGAAGACUCUCAGGCUGAGUGGCUGUAAUCUGUCAGAGAGAAGCUGUGCAGCUCUGGCCUCAGUUCUCAGCUCCCAGUCCUCUAGUCUGAGAGAGCUGGACCUGAGUAACAACAAUCUGCAGGAUUCAGGAGUGAAGCGUCUCUCUGCUGGACUGGAGGGUCCACACUGCAGACUGGAGGCUCUCAGGCUGUCAGGCUGUCUGCUCACACAGGAAGGCUGUGCUUCUCUGGCCUCAGCUCUGAGCUCCAACCCCUCCCAUCUGAGAGAGCUGGACCUGAGCUACAAUCAUCCAGGAGACUCAGGAGUGCCGUGCGAGCGCCUGGUGGACCACGGUGGAGAGCAGUGGCUGAAACCAGGGAAACCAGGACUGAGGAAGUAUUCCUGUGAACUCAAACUGGACACAAACACAGCAAACAGACGCCUCGUCCUGUCUGAGGACAACAGGAAGGUGAUGAAGGUGGAAGAGGAGCAGCCAUAUCCUGAUCACCCAGAGAGGUUUGACUCCUGCCCACAGAUCCUGUGUAGUGAUGGUCUGACUGGUCGCUGCUACUGGGAGGUCGAGUGGAAAGGAGCCGUUUCUAUAGGAGUGACUUACAGAGGAAUCAGCAGGAGAGGAGGCAGAGAAGACUGUAGGCUUGGAGGGAACGAAAACUCCUGGAGUCUGAACUGCUUUAAUGGUCAUUUCUCUGUCUGGCACAACGACAGAUCGACACCCAUCUCUGUCCCCCUCUCCUCCUCCUCUGACAGAGUGUCAGUGUAUCUGGACUGGCCUGCUGGCUCUCUGUCCUUCUACAGAGUCUCCUCUGACUCACUGAUCCACCUCCACACCUUCAGCAGCUCCUUCACUGAACCUCUGUACCCGGGCUUUAGGGUUUGGACAGGGUCACUGUCUCUGUGUCAGAUCUGA